AUGGCGUCGGUAACUUCGCUGGAUAAGGAUUUGCGCAACAUGCGACUGUCCCGCUAUACCCCGCAGGCAGCCGCGGAGGUACGCGACUGGAUCGAAAAUGUGUUGCGCGAGAAACUCCCAUCGUCCGAUCUACUGGAAGGAUUGAAAGAUGGUGUGGCGCUAUGCAAAUUGGUCAACAUGGCUGUGUCCCCCGGCGUCAAGUACAAGCAGUCGUCUAUGCCAUUCGUACAAAUGGAAAAUAUCUCGCACUUCCUCCGUGCCUGCCAAGUGGCACCGCUGAGCCUUCCUCCGCACGACGUCUUUCUUACUGUUGAUCUUUACGAGGCGAAGGAUCCUGCGCAAGUUCUCCAGUGCCUGGCUGCGUUCAGUCGGAGAGCAAAUACCCUGCAGCCAACCAAGUUCCCAUCUGCUGUCGGCCCACAAAGUAAACGGGGGGUUGUGAGCCCCAAUGCGACAGGCUCUUCAACUCCAGGAUCGUAUACUCGUACUGGCCGUGCCUUGAGCAAUGUCAGCGAUACAAACUCCGGCCGACCUGGAGUCCCUGCCAAACCAUCUGGAUCCUUUAGCUCUUGGAGUAAGAGGGACGAUCAGUCAAACACAUCACCAGCAUGGAAUAUUCACCAGUACGGCUACAUGGGCGGGGCCAGCCAAGGCAAUCAAGGCGUCGCAUUUGGUGCUCGGCGACAGAUUACGACCCCCGGUCCGGCUGUCCCUAGUCUUGCGGAGAAGGAGAAACGUAGAAAGGAAGAGGAGGAGAUCACUCGUCAACAGAACCUGGAGAGGGAACGGGCUCAUCGAGAAGUUGAAGAGCAGGAGGCCCGCGCCAAAGCUGACGAAGAACGAAGAUGGCAGGAGGAGACUGCUCGCCAGAGAGAGGAGGAACGUCAAAAAAUUGAGAACGAGAAACAACGAUGGGAUGAGGAAAAGCGUCGAUGGGAGGUAGAGGAGCAGCGCCGUCUUGCGGAGGAGAAGGCUGCCGAAGAGCGCCUAGAGGUUCAGCACGAAGAAGACCGCCAGCGUCGACGGAAGUCUAACGAUGCCCGUCUCAACGGUCAAUUCCUAAGCCAAUACCAGGCGGGUCAGACCACUGCUUCUCCGAGUGGAGCUACAUCAACGGACGAGACCGCUGAUAGUCGUCGCAUCAAGGAACUUGAGCGCGAGCUGGAAUUAGCCAAGGAGCGAGAACGCCAGUAUUCGACUGAGCGACAAGGGCCCCCACAAGAAGAAGAGGAUUCUCAAUCUCGCAGCCGCAACAGCGGACGCCCUGUGCCCGUGCCUCCUAAGCCGAGCUAUAGCCUUUCCUCUUUAGAACAAGAACGACGUCUCCUCCGUGGCGAAUGGCAGAAAACCCAGGAUGUACCAACAACAGAGGAGAAUGUUGAUGAUUUCGAAGAACAAGGUCCCCCACCUCCUCCUCGGCCUCUCCCACAACCCGGGUCACCCCAACAACAAGCACCAGCACUUCCCGCCAGAGCUCUUCCUCCUGCACCCCGUCCUCUUCCGGAUCCCGUAGCAUACACUGCUAAUCACGGUUCAAACCGUACCGACCGCUUUCUGAGCUCAAACCCAGCACCCGCAGCACCCACUCCUGCUUCUCACAGACCCCGAGACUACAGCACAACGAGUGAGGUCGACGCAGAGAACAGUCGUCGUGAAGCUUCCCAAGAGAAGACACGGGCAGGUGGCUGGGCUUCCAAGUCUUUGCUUGAGCGUGAAAUGGAGCGUGAACGUGAGCGCCAGCGCGAAUGGGAAGAGAAUCAGAAGCAGACCGAGGUUGCUGCUCGUGAUACUUCGCAUGGCUCAGGCCCAGGCCAGUCUUGGGAUGUUCACCAGUACGGCUACCUAGGUGGAGACAACCAGAAUCGUGGUGGUCAGGGACUUGGCAUUGGAGGUGCCAGGCGCCAGAUCAUUGGACCUCGGCCGCCUCCAUAA
Molecule: messenger RNA, 1932 nt
Organism: Penicillium verhagenii
Lineage: Eukaryota; Fungi; Ascomycota; Eurotiomycetes; Eurotiales; Aspergillaceae
Product: calponin homology domain protein
Exons: 2
Coding region: 1-1932 (643 amino acids)
Molecular function (GO): protein binding
Source: RefSeq, a predicted model, not a curated record